GUAAUGCCGAGGUUGUUGACCAGGUUGUUCACGACCUUCUUGAAUCGAACGGCGACGAGUGCGAUGAAGGCCCUCUUCGAGAGAGCGGCGUCGAGCCUCGUCGGCGACCUCCGCGGCCUGCACGCGCAGUGCCAGGCGCUGCAGGAGUCGAAGAACGCCGGCGUCGACGACGUGCUGGAGGAUCGGGAUUGCGAAAACAGAGCAGUCCAUGAUAAUGAACGGCUUCACGGCACUUUCGGAUUGUCAGCCGUUGCUCAGUUUGCUCGGCUCCGACCGGCAGGCCUGCCUGCAGCUGGUGAGAGGUCUUCAUGGACAGCUCAUCAUGCUGUUCUUGACCUUCGCAGAGGCAUGCUACGCCUACAUUGGACGCUCUCCGGACGAGGCCAGGGGCUCGGACCCGUCGCUGUCGGGGGCGGACAAGGCGGCCCAGGCGGAGAUCGCGGAGGUCGAGAAGCUCGAGUGGAAUGGCCUCUUUGGCCUGGCACUCGUGCGAAUAGGGAGGCAUUUCGAGGUGAAGGCGAUCGACAAGGUCUGGUGUGUGGCCAAGGACCUUUUCGUCGGGGACGUCGCCGCCCCUUCGGAGCUCGCCACAAGCACCGCCGUGGUGAAGGCCACGAGGGCCGCGGCGCAGGCCGUGAUAACCUAUUACGCGCUGGUGAGCGGCCAGCGCCUGGCACACUUCUUCCGGAGAAUUCGGUGCAGAACCGGAAUUGGUCGAGCAUGCGCGAACCUCGUGAGCCAAGACUAGUGGUCGAGAUGGUGCUGAAGGAGGUGCACGCCUUCGACGUGCAGCUUGCGCGGAUCCUCGGGGACCCCCGCAAGCCGCGGGAGGCCCGCGACCAGCGGCGUACGCUCAGCCAUUUCAAGAACUCGAUGGAGUUGGAGAUGGAACGACUGUGGGCAAAGAAGUUGCAGGUCUACGCCCCGGUGCCGUUCAAUAGGAACGGCGCCGUCGUGGCCAUCCUGCGCAUCGCGUUCAAGGCCCUCUACGAGUACCUCCGGGAGGAGACGUUCGCCAAGUUCGGCCUCCAGCAGAUCCAGGUGGACUGCGCGUUCCUGGCCGAGGCCGCCCGCGACUACGUCGAGCAGGAGGACGCCAGCCUGCUGGACAGCCUGCUGGACGAGGUGGUCACGUCCACCUCGCAGCGGUGCGACGACCCGGUGCUCAUGGACGCGUCCGUCGUCGAGGCCCUGUGCGACGAGAAAAAGCGGAAGGGCAUCAAGCUCGACGCCUGA
Prorocentrum cordatum is the source of this 1236-nucleotide messenger RNA. The record is from the annotation of a GenBank genome assembly. Lineage: Eukaryota; Dinophyceae; Prorocentrales; Prorocentraceae.